CCCGGGGUGCCCAGCCCGAGCGGGUCCGAGCCCUUCGGGCGGCCCCGGCCCGGGUGACGUAUGGAAAGCGAAACUCGCCGGCUCUCCAGCGACGCCCACUCGCAGAAACAGAAACUUUGCCGGGUCCCCGGGCAGCGGCAGCCAGCGCGGAGCUCAGGUGGCAUAAAACUUUUCCCUGAGGCAUCAGUGUGCGGGUAUGAAGUGCCCUAAAUGUGACUACAUUUCUCAAGAUGCUUCUCCCAACUUCUGCAGCAGCUGUGGAUUCAGGCUGGUCCCCCACAUCAGCACACAGAGUAAGGAAAAAGUUGUAGGAAGUGGAGAUGUAAAGCCAGCUCCAGUCCCUGAAUGGGAAGUGGAGAGUGGGCGAGAACUGAAGGUAGAGGGCACCUUCUCAGUGCCAGCUGCUGAUGGACAACCACUGGCCAAAGAAACACAGGGAAAGCCAGGAGAGCUGCUGUCACAGAGCUUGGGGACUCAAAGCGGUGUCUCAAAGAAGAAAAAAAAGAGAAAGAGGAAUAAGAGUAAGAAGAAUCCUUCUGACUCUGGGAUGCAGGACUCUUUGACCUCUGUAAGUUCAGCACCUUGUAGUCUGGACUCUCCUUUGAGCUCAGAAUUGGCUGAUGCAAAAAAUCCAGCACAAGAAAGCCAAAUUCAAGAGAAUGAAGUGGCCAAAGCAGAGGCUGAGUCAUCUCCCUGUAACAACGAAAGUCAGAUUAAAAGUGACCAUUCCUUAUGCCCCUUGGGAAGUGAGGGUCAAAGUCCAGAGACGAUUGUGGAAGACAAUCCCAGCAGCAGUGACACCAGGCACCAGUCAGUGCAGAAUGGUACCAAUGAUGAGCUUGCUCAGCCUGCAGGCUCCAGAGCUGCAGAAGAGAAGAUGAAAGAUGAAAGUUCCCCAAGUGAUGGACAGAUGGCCAGAGAAAAUAAGGGUUCCGACAAGAAGGAAAGUGAGAGCAGCCCCACUGAAGUUGACCAGCCUUCAGAAAAUAGAUCAGAUACCCAGACAUCAGAGGGAGACAGCGAUGCACUGGCUUCCAAAGAGGGAGAGAGUGUAUCCCUAGGGUUUUGCUCCAAUAUGGAAGCACCUGCGAGUAAGGAUUCAAAUUCUGAUGCAGACCAUCAGAGUCAGAAGAAGAAAGUCUCCUUUCCUGAAGCUGAAACAACACAGAGCAGGAAAGUCGAACAAGAGAGCAAGCAGCAAGCAAGUGCUCCAGUUUCAAAGAACAUGGAAGUGGUAACCAAAGGAAUCCCAAGAAAAGGGACACCCAAAGAAAUGGAAAAGAAGACAAAUCAAACCAAGGCGAUUGAAGCUCCUAAAACAGAUUAUGCAGCAGCUGUUUCAGGCAAUAAUAAGAAGGACAAGAAGCAGCAGAAAAAUCAGGAAGCAAAUGCAAAUAGAAUUAAGCCAAGUCAGAUGAAUCUUGGAGAGGGUGUCACAGUGUAUUUCCAUGCAAUAUUGUCUAAAGACUUUAAGCUAGAUCCUAAUCAGCAUAAAGUGUUCAUCAGGGCACAAGGCAUUUCAGAAUAUUGGAAUUGGAAGGAUAACAUCUGUGAAUUGACCUGCACAAAGGACCUGGGAGAGCAUGGACUCCUCAUUGAGGGUUGGGUGACUAUUUCCAAGGACAACAUGAAUAAACGAUUUCCCUACAAAUAUUUUAUUUCACGUGGCAAGAACGGAGAAUAUGAAUUAAUUUACAAACCUUGCCCAGAAGGAGUGUUUGUGAAUCGCUGUUUAUUCAUACCAUCUAAUUGUCUCAGCUCGGGAGAUUGGCACCAGUAUGAUGAUAUAGUAUGUACUAGACCCCCUGAUGGUUUGGUGAGACGCUUUAAGAGUUUGGUUGGAUGGGAUGAUAGGAAGAAAAGUGUUGAGAGAGGGAAGCAGAUAGCAGCAGAAAUUAUGCUAGAGACCAUCUUCAGCAUCCUCACCACAUGGACCGACAUCAACAUGAAGAACUUUCUCAACCAGUUGCAUCAGUUUUACACAGUGACUAAGAAGCCAAUGGUGUAUGAGAACGAGCCGAGGGAAUGGACAUUGCUAGAGUUUGGAGAAAAGCAGGUGAAGGAGUUACUGGUGAACUACUUGAGAAAAGUAGCUCAGCCAUUUCUUGACCAGAACAGUGCUAUCGCUCCACCCAAGGAUGUGAUAGUAAAGAGCCGGUUGGGGCUGGGGCUGAUCAGUGUUAUCCUGGGUGAACACUAUGCACUUCCAACAUGCAAAGAGGACCUGAGUCGGGUAUGCAGCCUCCUGUGUUUGGAGCAGAAGCCACAAGACGUCCUACUCCAUGAAAUGAAUCAUAACAAGGAAGUGUUUUCAGUGGUUCCGUGUGUGCAUCAGUCAGCAAGCAUGAAACUGUACUUGAGCCACUUGUGCCAGAGAUGCAUCGAUGAGCAAGUGGACGAGUGGGUGUGUAUCCUCCCCGUUCUGCACUUGUUCACUGCUGCCUUUCACCUUGAUGAAGGCAUGAGGGUGGAGAGUCACCUUGAAUCUGAAGAGAUCUGGGCAGGACUGGAAGGUUUUCCAUUCAUUGAGUUCAGGAAGAAACAGGAGGAGUCUUAUAAGAACAGGGCCGUACUGCAGCUGAUGAAAGGAAAGAAGCAUUUGAUGGAAGUAGACACAACACUGGUCAGGUCAUGGAUCAGCUUGCUGCCUCUGGGGGACUUGGCAGAAUUUUUGACUGAUUUAUCUGUUGAGCUGUUGGACUGUCUUCUAGGAAUUUAUCACAGGUUGCAGAGCACUAGGAUUUCAUGGCGCAGUAUGGAGAUGAUAGAGAAACUUUUAGAAACGCCAUUGCAUGUCCUGGAUCGUAACCAGCACAGGAUGCUGCAAGUGAACUCUUGGAAAUCCUGCUUGCAUAUCUGCCUAAAACUUUAUCAGAUGAUUUGCCUAAAAAUGAAAGAGUUAAAAUAUUACAAGUUACCUGCUACUAAUGCUGAGAUCAUUUCAAGGAUUGCCAGAUUAGAACCUUUGGAUGAUUCAAGAGAUGAAACCAUGCAGAAGACUCCAGUGGUAGAAGUGUUCCAAAGAGCUCUGGCGGCCACCAGAAGCUGGUUUCGAGAGGUGUUAAAGCAGUAUUUACUGCAAGGACAUACCGAUUCAAUUGUGACAUUUACUUUUCCUGACGAACUUACGGUAUGGAGCCAGUUUGUGAGGAUAAGCUUUCCUGAUGAACACUUCACUGAGGAGUGGAAGAAAACUUUACUUUCAGACUUGGAAGGGAGAAUUAAACAGGAACAACCAGUUCAACAAAUUGCAGCCUACUGCCGUCACCACGACAAAUUUGAAACACUAGACCAUUCCAUUGGCAAAUCUUUUGAAAACUGUGCCAUGGAAGCAGUUAAUGCCUCAUACCAGCAGUCUGAAAGUAAUCUGCUUGAUCUGGUGUCUUCCUACAACCUGGACAAAUUUGGCAAGCUUGUGUCAGCUGUUAUCACGAAAUCAUGGCCAAGCAGCAAGAAUGGAGAACCUAUGGAUGACUUUGAUGAGGUUUUGCAUCAUGUGCUUGUGUGGUCUGACAUCAAACAUCUUUUCAACUUCAAUGGAGCAGGUGGGAAGAUCCUGGAACAACUUACUGAUGCCGCUAAGAAGUUAAUGGCUGUGGCUGACUCUGUGUUCACAAACCUUGCUGAAAACCUCCUGAAUGGAUGUAUCCUAGUUAAACAUUUGGAGCUUAUUAUAAAGCACAAGAAACAGUUUAUUUGCCUAUGGGAAUUACAGCAUAAGCGUCUCUCAUCCCAAGAGAAAAAAAAGCAGCAGAAUGAUCUGGAAAAAGUUCUAGUGUGGAGGAAGGAAGAAAUAGUCUCUCUAAAGAGAGAGAAAAAUUGGAUAGGAACCCUUCUGGACAUGUGCAGGAAGGUGCAGGCAUUUAUAAAAGUGGAUAUUGUUGAAGUUGAGGAGAAGUAUCACGAAAAUCUGGAUUCAAAAGAACUGGCUGAAGUUGUGGAUGUGAGGCAGCUGAACUUUCCCGUGGAGGGCACCCUAGAAACAUACUACAACCUGAGCCCAGAAUUGAAGAAGGUGGCUCAGAUUAUGCACACGUACAAGGACAGUCACAUCUUCCAGCUCUGCUGGGAGAGGGAAGCCCAAAUGAUGGUGGAGGAAGAUGAGGGUUCGGAAGAGCAGGUUAUUCCUAUACUGGAGCUUGAUGAUUUAUUCUCUUCUUGUUACCAUGAAUAUAGAAGACUGUAUAAUGAUCUGAAAUCUGGAAAGCUCACAUUUGCUGAGGUAGACACUAUAUUCAAGGAUUUUACAAGCCAUUAUGAGCAGAUCAGUGCUGACCUUCAGAUCAUGUGCAAGCUGGACCCAGUAGACAACAGAGAAUGGAUAGGACAACGGCUUCAGCAAAUCCAGCAGUACCAUGAACUGCACUUAGCUUUCGACUCUGCUAAGGUCAUUGCCAAGGUCAAAGAGGGCUUAAACCUCUCCGGUGACUUCAGAAUCCUACAAAUGUUGUUGAACUUUACGGACACUUUUGAAUCCUUUAAGAAAGAAAAACUGGACUCCAUCAGCCCUGCUCUGAUGCGUGUUAAGGAAUGGCUGCAGGGGAUCACUGAGCCCCGUCGAAGGUGCCUUGAGGAACUCGCACUCCGGAAGGACUUCAUCAGCUGGGUCAAAGAGGCUCUGGAAGAUAUCAAUGAGCUGAAGGUGUUUGUGGACUUGGCCUCCAUCUCAGCGGGGGAGAAUGACAUGGAUGUGGAUCGUGUGGCUUGUUUCCACGAUGCUGUGCUAGGCUACUCCUCCCUGCUGUAUGAGCUGAAGCGGGAGUCGGGGUUCGAGGAGUUCAUGCAGUGCUUGAAGAAGUUGUGGAAAGCCCUGGAAAGUGAUGUAACCCUGCCCAAGAAACUGCAAGAUUCUGCUCGACACUUGGAAUGGUUAAAAACAGUGAAAGAGAGCCAUGGAUCCGUGGAACUGUCAUCUUUAUCGCUAGCAACUACAAUCAACAGCAAAGGAAUAUAUGUCAUCAGGGCGCCGCCAGAGGGCCAGAAGGUUUCUCUGGACACUGUCCUGCUCCUCAGCCUCCCGGAGAGCCAUGGUGACAGUGAAGAGAUGCGACAGUACUCCCUGGAGGAGCUCCGGGAGCUGCUGAACAAGCUGAUGCUGAUGUCAGGAAAGGGAGACCAGGGCAUGGAGGUGGAGAAAUUUUCUGAGGUGUUUUCUAAUGUCCAGAGACUUGCGCUGUCCUUUAUAGACCUUUAUUCAGCUGGGAACAUGCUCUUCCGAUCCUGGAUUGCCCACGUGUACUGCUCACCCAUGAGUGAGGUGUGCAUUAGCAUGGACUUCCGUUUGAAACUUGUUCAAGAGCUUUCUGGAACAGGAGACAUGAUGGCAAUGCUCCUGGACCUCUGCAGGGAGAUGGAGAAGUUCCUAGAGAAAUGGAAAUGCUUUAUGUCUGAGAAGCGAUCUCAGUAUUUUUACCUGAAUUACUACACCUCUGAGCAGUUGGUUUACCUGUGCAGAGAACUUGGAAUGCCACAGCCCAGUGAGAAUGCCUUAAUGAUGCUCUCAUUCAUAAAACACAACUGCACCAGACAAGAUGUGCGUAUGGCCUCCAAGCACGUGGUGUCUGACAGAUCAAGAAAGAAUAUUUCUAACUUGCCGGAGCUGCUGUGCCACGAGGGAGACCUGACAACACAGCUGCAGCAGGUCUGGGACUUGUACAUAGCGUGCAUGAGCUCGUUCCUUCCGGGCUGUUGGGAUAUUGAUACCCUCGGCAGCUGUCUGGCCAGUCUGGCUGAUUUGGAGAAGGAAAGUGUCACUCGAGUUCUCCCACGAGGCCUGCAUGUUGGCAGGCCCAACCUCGUCAUCUGCCCUCGCUCCGACGUGCUGACUUCAGCACUGGCCAUCUACAUGAACAGUCCACACCAGGCCCUGCCCACUUACGCUGAGGUGCUCUUGUGCACCCCAGAGACAGACAUUGAGCAAGCAGGGCUCUUCCUGCGGCGAUGCCUCACGCCAGGCUGCAAAGGGGAGAAGAUUUACACCAUGCUCUAUGCAGAUGAGCUGAGCUAUGAUGUCAGUUACAGGCUGGAGAAGCUGUUCCAGAGCCUGUGCAGGCAGCUCCACCAGGACAACUAUCGCCUAGUGAUCCUGUGUGACUGUGAGAGAGAGCACAGCUACAUCCCUUCCGUCUUCAGCCAGUACAAAGUGCACAUGAUACCCCAGGAGCAACUACAGGACAUCCAGACGUACCUUCGGAACCAUUACAGAGUCACACAUCCUGCAGGGUCAGCAGCUUCUGUGUUCAAUGACAACAUGUGUGUUGGGAUCGUGUCCUCUAAAAGAGCUGGAGUAGGAAAAUCUCUGUAUGUGAAGAGGCUAAAUGAAAAACUGAAGACAAAACUACAUGAUACUAGCGUGCCUCUAAAAACCAUCAGGCUGAUUGAACCGCACGUGGAUGAAGGCAAAGUGCUGAGAUCUCUCCUGUCCUUCCUGCACUUGCAGUACCAGCAAAAACCCAUGAUAUUCCAUUUUGAUAUCACCUCAUCAGUCCAGAGUAGAAUUUCAGAGUUUCUUUUUAAGCUGUUAGUUUUACAGUAUCUGACAGACACUGAUGGGAAAAUGUGGCUACGUCAGCAGUGCCAUUUGUAUGUCGUUGAAAUUCUUGACGUACCUCCAGCACCUAAGAAACCGUCAAGAUUUGUUUCACAUGGACAGAAGUAUAAUUUCCUUGAUGUGUUCCCCAAAAUAACUUGUAAGUCUCCCAAGGAGGUGCUGGAUAUGGGUCUGCAAAGAGACCCAUCUGAGUACUGCUCAGAACCUGGAAUGGAUCAGAAGGAGUUUUGCAGUGAGGCCUUCCAGAGACCUUUCCAGUACUUGAAACGAUUUGAUCGUGGGGAUAAUCUUGAUAUGUUCUGCUAUGAAGAAGGCUCUGUUGAAGGGACCCCAGUGGAGUGCCUACAGCUGUUCCUGAUACAUUGUGGGGUGAUAGAUCCCACCUGGUCAGAACUGCGAAACUUUGCUUGGUUCCUGAAUGUUCAGUUGAGAGACUGUGAAGCUUCUGUUUUCUGUAACCCUGCCUUUGUCCAGGACACUCUGCAGGGUUUCAAAAAUUUUGUGGUCUCCUUCAUGAUUUUAAUGGCAAGGGAUUUUGCAACACCCACAUUAAACAUUUCUGAUCAGAGCCCAGGGAGGCAAAUUUUUGACAUGAAAGGAGUCACGGAAGAGGAUCUUAUUCCUUUCCGCAUUCGGAAAAAGUGGGAGUCUGAGCCCCACCCAUAUAUUUUCUUCAACGAAGACCGCGUAUCCAUGACAUUCAUUGGCUUCCAUCUGCAGACCAAUAAUAAAGGUGGCGUUGAUGCCAUUAAUCCCAUGAAUGGCAAUAUCAUCAAGAAAGACGUAAUGACUGUACAGCUGUACAGGGGAUUGGUACUUCAGAGAGUUCCCUUCAAUAUUAACUUCGAUCAGUUGCCCAGAGGUGAGAAGCUGGAGAAACUUUGCUUGGUUUUGGGAAUUCAGUGGCCAGUGGACCCUGAUGAAACCUACGAGCUGACAACAGACAAUAUACUCAAGAUUUUUGCUAUUGAGAUGCGAUUCAGAUGUGGCAUUCCAGUUAUUAUCAUGGGGGAAACGGGUUGUGGGAAAACAAGGCUUAUAAAAUUCCUGUGUGAGCUGCGCAGGAGUGGUGUUGAUGCAGAGAACAUGAAACUUGUGAAAGUUCAUGGAGGCACAAGUGCGGACAUGAUAUAUGCCAAGAUCAGGGAAGCAGAAGACAUAGCUAUUUCCAAUAAGCGGCAACAUCAGUUUGACACAAUCCUGUUUUUUGAUGAAGCCAACACGACUCAAGCUGUCGGCAGCAUCAAGGAAGUUCUGUGUGACCACACGGUAGAAGGGCAGCCUUUGGCCAGUGGCUCGGGUUUGCAGAUCAUUGCAGCGUGCAACCCUUACCGUAAGCACACAGAAAAGAUGAUUCAGCGACUGGAGUCAGCUGGUCUAGGCUACCGUGUAAAAGCAGAUAAGACCAAAGAUAAACUUGGCUCCAUUCCACUGAGGCAGCUUGUGUACCGUGUCCAUGCUCUCCCUCCAAGCAUGAUCCCUCUGGUGUGGGAUUUUGGGCAGCUGAACGAUAUCACUGAAAAAAUAUACAUACAACAGAUUGUACAAAGACUUACUGAGUUGAUACAAAUAUCUACCACUGAAAUUGGGGUAAUAACAGACGUGCUUUUUGUCUCUCAGAGGUACAUGAGAGGAAGAAAUGAUGAAUGCAGCUUUGUCAGCCUCAGGGAUGUGGAGCGCUGUGUCGAAGUUUUCAAGUGGUUUUACAGCCACAGUGAGCUUCUGCUAAAUAAUCUGGAGCAGCAUCUUGCAGAGAAGGGGUCUGAUAAAUGUAAAUUAAAGAGAAACAGAGUCAUCUGGUCCUUAGUACUUUCAGUCGGUGUUUGCUAUCAUGCAUCCUUGGAAAAGAAAGAAUUGUACAGAAGUGUUAUCUGUGAGUACCUUCCAAAACCUUAUGAUAGCCAGAAAGGGAUUCUAGAAGAAAUCAGCCUAAUGCAAGAUCUGUUCUUGAGUGGCGUGCCUCUAAGAAAUACCAUAGCGAGGAACUUAGCCUUGAAGGAAAAUGUCUUUAUGAUGGUCAUCUGCAUUGAACUUAAAAUCCCUCUGUUUCUUGUUGGAAAGCCUGGGAGUUCCAAAUCCCUUGCCAAAACCAUCGUGGCUGAUGCCAUGCAAGGGCAGGCUGCUUAUUCUGAUCUUUACAAGGAAAUGAAACAAAUCCAUUUGGUGUCCUUCCAGUGCAGCCCCCACUCCACUCCUGAGGGAAUCAUCGGUACCUUCAAGCAGUGUGCUCGCUUCCAGGAUGGAAAGAACCUGAAGGAAUAUGUCUCUGUGGUGGUGCUCGAUGAGAUUGGGCUAGCAGAAGACUCUCCAAAAAUGCCCCUGAAGACCCUGCACCCACUCCUGGAAGAUGGUUGCAUUGAUGAUGAUCCGCUUCCUCACAAAAAAGUUGGUUUUAUUGGGAUCUCCAACUGGGCCUUGGACCCCGCCAAGAUGAAUCGAGGUAUCUUUGUGUCACGUGGCGAUCCCAGCAACAAAGAGCUCAUAGAAAGCGCAAAGGGGAUCUGCUCUUCAGAGCGCAUCAUCCUGCAGAGAAUCGAAUGCUACUUUCCCAUCUUCGCGGACGCAUACGAAAAGAUUUGCAAGACCCAAGACAGAGAGUUCUUUGGGUUACGUGACUACUACAGCCUCAUAAAAAUGAUUUUAGCUUUGACUAAGGCCUCAGAAAGACAGCCCACAGCUUGUGACAUAGCACAAGUUGUUCUCCGUAACUUCAGCGGCAAAGAUGACAUCAAUGCCUUGGACAUAUUUACAUCUAGGAUCCCAAAAGAAGGAGAAAUACACGCUGAUGAUGUCAGCACCAUUGAUCUGGUCCGGCAGAAUAUUUGCAGCAACAGUCAGGAUGGUGAGUGCAGAUACCUGCUGGUGUUAACUGAAAAUUAUGCAGCACUGCAGAUCCUCCAACAGGCUUUUUUUGCCGAAAGACAGCAGCCAGAGAUUAUCUUUGGCUCCAGCUUCCCCAAGGACCAAGAGUACACCCAGAUCUGCAGGAACAUCAACCGUGUGAAGAUCUGCAUGGAAACAGGGCAGAUGGUUGUCCUCCUCAACCUGCAGAAUCUCUAUGAAAGCCUGUAUGAUGCCCUCAACCAGUAUUACGUGUACCUUGCUGGCCAAAAGUACGUUGACUUGGGCUUGGGGACUCAUCGAGUGAAAUGCAGAGUGCACCCAAAGUUCCGUUUGAUUGUGAUUGAAGAGAAGGAGGUAGUGUACAAACACUUUCCCAUCCCACUGAUCAACAGGCUUGAGAAGCACUACCUGGAUAUCAAUACUGUCCUGGACAAAAGGCAAAGAGACAUUGUGGGGGAGCUAAAGAAGUGGGUGAAUGACUUCAUAGCCUUUGAUACAGAGAAGCACCUCAUGGGCAGGCAGGAAUAUAGCCCUUCUGAAGUCUUCAUUGGUUACCACUCUGAUACCUGUGCCUCGGUCAUCCUGCAAGUGACAGAGAAGCUGAAGCAGAGGUACCAACCUGAUGAACUGAUGGCAAAUGUGCAACAAGAAGCCCAGCUGGUGCUGCUGAACUGUGCAACACCAGAUUCUGUAGUUCGCCUGGGCAGUUCACGGCUGAGCUCCUGUGUGGCAGAUCAUCUGGCCAACAAAUACUUUAAAGAGCAGCAGCACACUUCGCUUGCGGAUUUCCUCCAGGCUCACAUCCAUGCAGAGUCCAGACAUUGCACAGUCUUCACUGAGAUCACCACUUUCUCCAGGCUUCUGACAGCCACUGACUCUGAGUGUUUGAAGGCAGAAGUGCAGGGUAAGGUUCAGAGUCUCUCCAUCCGGUCCUGGUCCCUUCAGCAGUUCGACACAGAGCACUCAUUCCUGAAGGAGAUUCGGAAUUUCCUUGAUUCUACGUCAGGAAAUAAAAUCCUAAUUAUUCAGACUGACUUUGACGAUGGUUCUCAAAGUGCCCAGCUCAUUGCCUCAGCCAAAUACUCAGCUGUUAAUGAAAUCAACAAGGUGGAGUUGGGAAAAGUCUCAGUCUUUGUCUACUUUAUCACUAAACUGUCACGGAUAGAAGGUGGAACCUCUUAUGUGGGAUUCCAUGGAGGGCUGUGGCAGUCAGUGCACAUUGAUGACCUCCGCAGAUCCAAGGACAUGGUCUCUGAUGUGACUGCCCUGAGGAACCUCACUAUCAGCCAGCUGUUCUGUGAGGAUGUGGACAGGCCUGAACCUAUGAUAGUGAAUGGAGAGGAGCAAGAGGAGGAGAUGGAGGUUGAAACAGCAGCGUCUGAAGCAGAGGAAUGUGAUAGCCAAGUCCUGGACACCACCACGCUCCUGAGGAGCUGCGUGCAGAGUGCGGUGGGAAUGCUACGGGACCAAAAUGAGGUCUCCUGCCGUAGUACAAAGAGGAUCGAGAUUCUUCUUGGCCUUCUGUCUAAAGAAGAUGGUUUGAAAGCCUCCUUCCUGAAGAUAGUGAAGAAUCGUCUCUUCAGCCUCUUGAAGAAACAAGAAGAAAAUUCCUUUAACUUGAAGGACUGGGUGCUGCGGGAGGCUUCGAACCUUAACGCCCUCCAGGAGGCUGGGACUUUCAGACACACCCUGUGGAAGCGAAUCCAGAAUGUGGUGACUCCGUUCCUGGCUCAUAUGGUGUCACUCACAGACAGAGAUUGCAACCUGGAGUUAUUGGUCAGGCCGAAUACAGAGGGCUGCGUGAAAAAUCUAUGGAUGUUCAUCUUCAGUGAUUUGAACCUUCUGAGCAUCCCUUACAACGUGGGUAACAGCAGCUCUCAGACAGAGACGAUUCUGGUGCAGAACGACAUGAAGGUGUUCGCAUAUGCUGGCAAUGAAAUGCCCUUCAGCGGGAGGAUAAAGGAUUAUUUGGAAGAGCUGUGGUUGCAGGCUCAGUACAUCCCAGGCACUGAAGGCCAUACAGAGAAGUUUGUGGGUAUCUUCCAGAAGACUCCACUGGGCGAGUUUAUUUCAAGUCUGGCUGAGGAAGAAAGGAGCAUGCUCUUCCACUGCUAUGUCAGAGACUUCAUCCUCCUGACCAUAGGCAUGUCCUCUCCUGAGGAGUUACAGUUUCUGCAACUCGCCCUCUUAUCGUGCAUUGAGGAACUGAAGGCAGCAUCUAUAGGUGGAGAGGAAAAGAUGGUUUCCCUGCCCUGGGUCCACCUUGGGUACCAUCAAUUUAGGAGCCGGCUGCAGAACUUCUCCAGGAUCCUGGCUGUGAACCCCAGUGUCCUCAAUAGUCUUCUCUACCAGGCUGAGAAAGGAAGCACUUCGUCACCUUCUGAGAUGGUUCUGGAUGUGUUUGCUGCAAUGGCUUGUGCUGAGAUGCUGGAGGAUCAGGUGUUGAAGUCCAGGCCACAGAUUUGGCUACAGCAGGUGAAGAAUCUUCAUAUGCCCAUUGAACUUGUCUGCAUGGAGAGCGGUUCUAAGGAUAGCGGAAGUCAGUGCCAUCAACUGCUCCAGGAAGUCAAGCUUCGGUGGAAUCAAGUCUUCUCUAUGUCCCUCUUUGUGGAACAUAUGCUGCUUGGGACUGAGUCCCUGCUUCCAGAAUUGCAGGAUCUGGUAAAGAGACACAUCUUGCUGCUAGGCAAUUGUCUUCAGUGGGACUCUGACAUUAAGACUCAUAAAACGUUCAAUGCAGUGAUGAAAGUGCUGUGCCGAUGUAAGGAGGAAGCCAACGCAACUAUUUGCAAAUAUGGUCUGAAGCCAUGUCCGAUCUGCCUGGAAGACCCUAAGGAUCCAGUCAACCUGCCUUGUGAUCACGUCUUCUGUCAGAGUUGCAUCAAACAGUGGCUGACACCGGGGCAGAUAUUCUGUCCAUACUGCAAAGUUAACCUGCCAGAUGACUAUAGUGUAACCAUCUCCCAGGAGCUCAGUGUUGCAAUAAAGAGGAAUGCCCAGUUCCGUCAGAUGUGCAAUAGCUUCUUCAUAGACCUGGUUUCCACCAUGUGUUUCAAAGAUAAUGAACCCCCAGAGAAAGCAGUGAUCUGGGAGCUGCUCAAACUGCUGUUUGUUCACCGGGAGCCUUGGAGAAUAGGCCCAACAAAUCACCGCACUGUAUACACAAAAUUGCUGUCCCCAUUUGACGACGUGGUGGAUAAGACUCCUAUCAUCCGCUCAGUGGUGCUGAAGCUGCUUUUGAAAUACAGCUUCAGUGAUGUGAAAGCCUACCUGCAGGAUUACCUGGUGCAGGUAGAGCUGUGCCAGAUCCUGGACAAAGAUGACAAGACAGAACUUUACACACUUUUUGUCAAUUGUUUGGAGGAUUCAAUGUACGAAAAGAUUGGAGCCUGCGCUCAGGAAGACCAAAUCAACCAUCUGCGGGAAGACGGACGCUUUCUGGAGAGCUAUCUGAAGAGGAACAACCAAGAAACUGUUCGGGAGUCCUCGAUUGAGUACCUGCAGGGGGUGGCCAGGGUCCGGCUGUGCCUGGAUAGGGCUGCAGAGCUGCUCUUGGAAGCGCAGAGACCUAAAGAGUGGGAUAAGGCAGUAGACAAGCAGCAAUACCUUCAGAAAGUAAUGAGGUUCUGUAGGCUGGCUGGGAAUGACUGGUACCGAGUUUACCUGGUCCGAAAGCUGGCUAACCAGUAUGGGAUGGAGUUUGCUCAGAAGCUUUCAGAUGAGAGUCAGUUUCAUUGGGUAUUCCCAGCGGAAAUCAUUCAACAGCAGAGUGACCAGCCUAGUCAGAUUGAUCGGUACUUGGUAUGUGGCGAGAACUACAGAGUCCUGCGUGAUGCUGUGGGAAAAGCAAUGAUUGAGUGCAAGACGAAGGGCGUUGCAGAAGCACAGAAGGCAUGUAACAGCUCUGAGUCUGCACAAGCUGUUCACCUGCUCUUGGCUAUUUUCAGGGAACUCACUGCUCUAUAUGGAUGCAGGAACACAAGCCUCCACCCCAAAAAGGAGCAAUGUGAUGCUAUGAACAAGUUCAUCCAAAGCUCCAAAGCCCUGAAUUCUCCAGCCCUGAAGCAGUUUGCAGCAUCUCUUGUGACAAACAGUCUCCCAUCACUGGCAGUGAGUCCGCAACACUUCAGCCCCAGCGGGGCACUGAUUGAAAUAAUCGUUCACACUGCAGCCCUCUUACUGUGCGGGCAGAAUCGAGUCCUCAAACCGCUGAGGAACCUGGCCUUCUCUCCUGCCACCAUGCAGAAUUCUUUUCUGCCCACAAUGCCUGAAGAUAUGAUGAUUCAGGCUGUGAAAUGGGAGGGAAUGAAGCAGCUGCGCUGGUAUGUGUGUCCAAAUGGCCAUCCCUGCACUAUUGGAGAGUGUGGUCGUCCCAUGGAACAGAGCCGGUGUGUUGAUUGCAAUGCUCCGAUCGGAGGUUUACAACACAUUCCUGUCCAUGGCUUUCAGGGAGUCCAACAUUUCACAGACAGAACUCAAACUGGCCAUGUGCUCGGGGAUCCCAGAAACAGAGAAGCAAUGGUAGCAUCCGAGAGGGAGAUGUCCCUGGUUGUCUUCAUUGUGAUUCGCUUGCUCACUCACUUGGCAAUGCUGCUGGGAGCCACAAAAGAUGCGCAGUCUUUGCGAAGAAUCCUAAAGCCGCCAGUGCAGGAUCCAGUAGGCUUCCUCCAGCAGCACAUUGAGAAGGACCUGGAGCAGCUGACAAAAACUCUGGGAAAGAGUGCUGAUGAGACCAUCAACGUAGUUCAUCUCAUCCUGUGCAGCCUCCUCAAGGAGCCCCACCAGCACCCAAACCAGUGGCCAGUUCGCUUUGAUGACGCACUCUCCACUAAGGAGCACAGAAAUGAAUGGGAAAGAAUUGUCGCAAACACCGUUAUUAUUCCUGAAUUAAAGGAAUUGGACAAAAUUCUUACAAAGUUAAAUAAACAAAUCAGUGACGAUGAGAGAAUCUGUUCCAACCCAGUGGCGAAAAUAGUGUACGGUGACCCCGUGACCUUCCUGUCCCAGCUACCCAAGGACAGCACCAUGCAUUGCUCGCGGAUGUGGAGCUGCAGGAAGAGGAUCUCAGUUGAGUACCUGGGGCAUGUAGUCCAGCAGAAGGAUGGCAAGGACAUUGUGCCCAUCCUCUGGAAGUUCCUGCAGAAGGAAGCUGAACUGAGGCUGGUUAAGUUUUUACCAGACAUCCUGGCUCUGCAGAGAGACUUGGUGAAAAGAUUCCAGAAUAUUACAGAUGUGGAACACCGCACAAUCAGAGACUUUGUCUCUAAAUUCCACUCAGAUGAGAUGAGGAAUCUGUGGCAAAUCAGAGUGAACACAUUUCUCUCUGUGUGGAACAAGCUGAGAAGAUCGUUAGAUACCAAUGGUGAAAUUAAGCUUCCCUCAGGCUAUUGUGAUGCUGACUUGACCCUAGACAGUGAGUUUGAGAACCUUCUGCCACGCAGACAGGGUGUGGGCCUGUGCUCCACAGCCUUGGUCAGCUACCUCAUCAGCCUGCACAAUGACUUCAUCUACACAGUGGAGAAACACACAGCAGAAGCCAACAGCUACUCCAUCAGCCCUUCGGAGGUGGCUGAUCUGCAUGUGAUCAGUUAUGAGGUGGAGAGAGACCUGAUCCCUCUGAUCUUGUCCAAUUGCCAGUACAGCGUGGAGAAAGGCGGGGAGACUCUGCAGGAGUUCAACCUGGAGAAGAUCCAGCAGCAGGUCACCAGCAGGUUCCUGCAGGGGAAGCCGCUCAUCACCCUAGUGGGAAUACCCACCCUGGUGUACAGACAUGACCGGAAUUAUGAGCAUCUGUUUAAUGACGUAAAGAGCAAACUCAGUCAGAGCUCUCUCCCCAACUCUAUGAUCAACAUGAUCAGUGGGGAACUGCAGUCCUACAAUGACAUCUGUGAAGCUCUGUCCGUUGCUGAAAUCACGCUGGGUUUCCUGGCCAUGGCUGGAGAGGACCCAGAUAUGCUUCUGACCCAUUACGUUGAAGUUAUUUUGCAGAUGGGGAAUCAGACAAGCCCUCAUGUGCUGAAGGCCCUAAGCCGAUGUCGCCUAAAGCACAUCAUAGCCCUGUGGCAGCUCCUCUCUACUCACAAGUCUGAGCAACUGCUGCGUCUCAAACGGGAUCCCUUUGUGGAUGUUGAUACAGCCUAUAAAGCUGAACUCAGUUCAGAGAACACCAAGCUCCUCAACACCUUCCUCAUUCAGGCCGGGCUGGAGACCUUCCUGCAGGAGCUGCACGAAAUGAUCAUCCUGAAGUUGAAACAUACCAAAGUUGGAGAUGAGCUCAACCCCUUGUGGAGCCUGAAGGAUACACUUCUUUCGUACAUUGAAAGGAAAGGGAGCAGCGUACUUCCAGAGCUGGAGGAUAUGUUCCCAGAAGAGAUUCUGCUCUCUCAUUGUAUUGCUGCCUGGAAAGCUGCUGCUGUCCUCAAAAGGGAUCGUAGACUAAGUUAACAUAGUAGAGGAUCCUGCAAACACUGCUUUUUACACGAGGUCACUGGAGGAGCAGCAUUGGGUCUAUGUAAGCCCUGCUCAUUGCACUGAUCUUCCUUCCUGUACAAGGUGCCACAAACACGUCAUGUCAAUGAGAUCUUGAAAGUAACCUCUCUCUUACACUGGACUCAGGACCAAAAUGUGAUGCACAAGCAUAAAGGAUUUUAUGCAUCAGAAGCAGAAGGACUGGGGGGAAACAAAUGUAUAUACAAAUAUGUGCUAUUUCUUGAGUGGGCAAAGCAGAGAUGGAAACACCGUUCAUAGGGAGGCGUGGUGAAAAUUCAUGUAUCCUUUUAAGGAUAAAAAAGCCAUCAUCCUUCAGUGACCUGGGCGGGGUGGAGUUGGGGGGUAUCGAAGUGUCCUGUGAGCUACUUGGACAACCCCAGUAGAGGCAUGCUCUGUUCUCCAUGUUUUCUGUAGGCACUGUUCCAGUUCACAUGCUCCCGUACUGCCAACCUUUUCCUCUUUAGCUGGAUGAAAAACAAAUGUAGUCCUCCCUCAUCCAGGUCUCAUAAGCUUCCCUGCUGCAAUACUACCCAAGCUGCCUUCCUAUGUCUAAAGGGUCACAUUGGCUCUCUGAGCAUUACAGCUUUAUUCCUGCUCUACCAUUCCAUGAGUCCAGGGGUAUCAGUUACCAGAGGUCAGUUAACUUCCUCUUUGCAUAACACAUACAAGAAAAAACAGUACGUUUCAAAGCUCACCACGGAAGUUUUUCUUGUAACUGCCUUAAAGUAAAACAUUAAAAGGCAAUGUGGCCCAAAUCCCACACCACAGGACAACCUAGUGGUCCUGAAUUACUACCUCCACUACUCCUCCUCCCCCCCGAAAGGUACCAUACAUUUGCAUCAGAAUGGUGCUGCCAGGCUAUUUCUGCCACGUGUGUGUGCUGGCAGAUGUGCAUGUUGGAGUUGAGAGAGCCACUUCACUCUUGUGUCUCAGGCACAUUUUCUGGAUAGUAUGGACUCUCCAUUAGGGAUUUAGUUGUCAUCUUAGCUGAUAUUGAACAACCAUAAUCAGACUAUUAAUAGGGAAAACAGAAAUGUAAAUGUCAUUGGUCUGUGCUGCUUUCCCCAUAUACAUUUCUUGUGUGUCUGACUUAAUGCUUUUCAGUGCUGCCUUUCUCUAGCAGGAAUUAUCUGCAACUGUCAGUGUCGCCUUGCUUUCCUGAUAUCACAGAAGAGUCAUUUACAUACGUAGUUAGGACCAUGUUUCCAUUUAGAAAAGUUCCUUCUGGGCCAGAAGUUUGUACUUUAUAGCCAGAAUUUCACUCAGGAGCAAGUUUCUGAUCAAAUGUAACAAAAUCCAGAUCUUUGCUUAUUUACCAGAUAAACAACAGGGAUUUUUUUUUGGUUUUUUUUAGACGGACCUUCAAAAUGAGAAUCUUUAACCACAUUUGAUAGAUUUGAUCCCAUUAAGGUCUAUCCAAUAAAUAGUGCAGGUCCACAAAUAUGGAUUUCACUAGGUGAAUAAAUAUGCAUCCUAAAAACACUGGAAUAUGAAUUCUCACUAGGAAAGGGUCCCCCUCAUCCUCUUAUCGAGAGAAUUUACAAGCUCUGCACUCCCUCUGUUCCCUGCCAUUUACUUGAUCUGUUGCAGCAUUAAUAUUUUAACAAAUAUUUGGGAUAAUUUGAAAUGUAAAGUUAAUCAUGAUGGUUUGCCUAUUGGAAGCAGUAAGGAUUCCAUUUAUAUUUGCAGUAUUUCCAUCUCUUACUGCACAGUUAAUGUUUUCAAGUUGCCUUUUAAAAAGAAAAUAAAAAGAUACCUCAGGGUCUCAGUUUGGACAGAGCCCAAACUAACUUCCUAGCAGCAAGCAUUAGGUGACCUUUUCUAGUCACUGUUUUGUUGUUGUUUCUAGCUUUAAGGUGCCUUAGCUGUAACAAUUUACUUAAGAACAUCUAACAUGAUUCCCUUUAUGCUUCAUUGAGUUGCUUUUUUUGAAAGAUUUGAUUAUUUUUUGUAUUUUUCAUUUAGUCUUAAUAAACUUGAUCAGAUAAGUUACAAC
Chelonoidis abingdonii (Abingdon island giant tortoise) is the source of this 17879-nucleotide messenger RNA. It is a transcript of the gene RNF213, whose product is annotated as ring finger protein 213. Gene Ontology annotation, biological process: ubiquitin-dependent protein catabolic process; negative regulation of non-canonical Wnt signaling pathway; sprouting angiogenesis. The record is from RefSeq and is a predicted model, not a curated record. Gene Ontology annotation, cellular component: cytosol; nucleolus; membrane. Gene Ontology annotation, molecular function: ubiquitin-protein transferase activity; ATP hydrolysis activity; metal ion binding. Lineage: Eukaryota; Metazoa; Chordata; Testudines; Testudinidae.